This is a messenger RNA of Tribolium madens (black flour beetle), 2547 nucleotides long. Its product is annotated as peptidylglycine alpha-hydroxylating monooxygenase. Gene Ontology annotation, cellular component: membrane; extracellular region. The transcript has 9 exons. Gene Ontology annotation, molecular function: copper ion binding; oxidoreductase activity, acting on paired donors, with incorporation or reduction of molecular oxygen, reduced ascorbate as one donor, and incorporation of one atom of oxygen. The record is from RefSeq and is a predicted model, not a curated record. Lineage: Eukaryota; Metazoa; Arthropoda; Insecta; Coleoptera; Tenebrionidae. Bases 86 to 1111 code for a protein of 341 amino acids. Gene Ontology annotation, biological process: peptide metabolic process.
CUCUGCUGGUUAUUGACUGUGGUUGGUUACUGAAAGAACUAACAGAACAAAAUGCGACCUGUAACUUAGAUCGAUUAGUAGAAGCAUGGGAGGAAGACAUACGCUACAUAUUGUGGGUGCUGUUUUAAUUUUAAUACAAGUAACAUGUUCUCUAGAAGUGAAAAAAUUCCCUUUACGUAUGCCCAAUGUCUAUCCUGACAGGGACGAGUCAUAUUUCUGCACUCCCGUUCGAGUAGUCCCUGACAAAAGUUUUUACAUCGUGGGUUUUGAGCCAACUGCUACAAUGGAUGUCGUCCACCACAUGAUUGUUUUUGGGUGCUCAAAACCUGGAACCACUGAUACAUACUGGGAUUGCGGCGAAAUGGCAUCGGAUUCUAGUUCAAGUUUAAGAAAAGCGAAUCCUUGCGCAGAAGGGUCAAAUGUAAUUUAUGCAUGGGCUUUGAAUGCCAAACCAUUGAAACUUCCCGAAAACGUUGGCUUUCAAGUCGGAGCAGGGACAAAAAUUCAAUACUUAGUUCUACAAAUUCACUACUCGAAGAAGUUUAAAGAAAAUGAAAGUGAUAAUUCGGGCUUGAAUCUCAUAUACACGGAGGAACCACAAAGUAAAUUAGCUGGAGUUUUGCUACUAGGAACUGGUGGUGCUAUUCCUCCACGUUCUGUGACACAUAUGGAAACGCUUUGUCAAAUUAGAGAGAAGAAAACUAUUUAUCCUUUUGCCUAUAGAACACACACGCACAGUUUAGGCAGAGUUGUAUCCGGUUACAGUGUUCAUAGAGAUAAAUCUGGCAUGGAUCAUUGGUCACUUUUAGGAAAACGUAAUCCCAAUACGCCGCAAAUGUUUUAUCCUAUUUUUAACAAAGGCCCUAUACGAUACGGAGACAGACUUGCAGCCAGAUGUACAAUGGACAGCACUAAUAAAACCGAAUAUACUAUCGUAGGCCCUAAACAUGAUAAUGAAAUGUGCAACUUUUACAUAAUAUAUUACGUCGAGCAAGGUACACCACUGGACAUGAAAUAUUGCAUAUCUGAAGGACCACCAUAUUUCUAUUGGCGCAACGACGAAAACGACUUAAAUAACAUUCCAGAUGAAGAGGCAUCCACUUUAAUAUAAAAUGACCAAAGCAACUGUUGUGACCAUCAAAAAAUAUAUUUCAUUAUAGUAUUAUAUUUUUGUAGGCAUUAUUUUCAGCACCAUAAAAAAUUAUUUAACUAUGAACCAGGGAAAUGCAGGAGCAUAUUUUAAAUACGUAUUACAGCACAAACGUAACGCUAUUUUUGGUGCAUUCUACGAGUACUUACGAAUAUUUAUUUAUUUGACAUCACUUUUGAUAGUAUUUUUAUUUUAUAUUAUUUUAGACAAGGAUUAUUUAUCUCAAAACGUAAUGUUAAAAUGACAAGCCAAACGAUUUAAACAUUCCUUGUAGCACGAAAUCUAUGCACAUUUAUUUAGAGAGUGUAGAUAGGAGAUUAAUUUUUAUAGUUGAACUACUGUACUAGAAAGUGGCAGUCCUCUCUUUCCAUUUUAUAUGUUUUCGUCACUACAGAAAGGUUUCGACUUAAUUUUUAUCUAUGCACUGAUGUACUUAAUCUUGUGACCUUUGUAGAUAUAAAUUAGAAUAUUAUAAAAAUGUAUUUUAUGUCAGCAUACAUGAUAAACUAAGAAAAAAUUAUGAAAAAAAUAUUCGUACGGUUACAUGUAUACUAAUUUUAUAUAAUAUCGUUACAGAGACUAUGUAUAUUUGUUUUUAUUAUAAUAUAAUACCCGCAGUAUCGAUUUUGUUUUUUAUAUUUCAUUAUAUUGGUACAUUACGUCGUGUACCACAUAUUUUAAACAGUGAUUGUUGAUGUUUUUUACAAAUUUAAAGUACUGUUACACUUGUUACUUUACCCGUGAUACUAUUUAUUAGUUCUCCUUUAUUUUUAAUCUUUCAAAUCAAUAAACAAAAACUUCAUUUAAGUAAAGGGUACUCAUCAAUGCCUUGCACUUAAAAUUACCAAACGAAUCUCUAAUAGAGCCUACAAAAACUCAAGAUUGAAAAUAAUGGAGAGUUGAUCAGUUUUAUUAGAAAUUUUAUCCGAAUUUAUUGUAGUUAGGCAAGUUUAGCUUUUAUGGCAUGGUUACAAUCCCAUGUGUCAUAUUAGAUGUACUUAGUAUCUAAGCUGUGAUUAUUUUUGGCAAUUGCAUGUAAUAUAUCAGAUAUAUUUUAUUUUCUAACUUGUCAGUAAAAUAGGAGAUAUCAACACUUAUUUGAUUCGGAUUAAGAAUGAAGCAAAGGUCGAUUUUUGUAUUAAGUUGAAAAUGCUUGUCUCUUUUUGUCCAAAUUGGCACAGUGUUGUUAUAAGGAGAAAAAUUGCUUAACUUAUUUUGGGGGGUAGAUAAUUUAUUUUAUUUUUGUUCGAUUAGUUGGGAAUGAUGGCGUGAAAAAUUUCAAGGCAAUGUACUGAUAAUUAUCUAAGACUAAUUAUAUCUAAUGUUACUUCUAUCUAAAAUGUAUAUUUGUACAGAGAACAACAAUAAAUGUAAAUGGUGUAUCUUUUUUAUGUAUA